AGCAUUCCGUCCCAGAGCGGCCUGGAGCAUGGCACUGCCGCCAAGCUGGGAGAGGUAUACCACGGAUGAUGGAAAGGAGUAUUUUCACAAUGUAUCAACAAACAAGACGCAGUGGGAACGUCCAAGUUGGGAUGAGGCGCCUCGCUCAAGUCUCAACACUUCGGAUGUAUUCACCUACAAGCCAAGCGCAGCAGAUUUGGAGGUCCCUCGCGCAACAGCUUCCAAGAGCCAGGAGCUGGAUGACCUCUUCAUGGGAGUGGCAACGGCGGCUACGGGGCCUGGCACGUCCGAGUUGGUCUCGCUGAAAGAUGCCAGGGGUGACAUGAGCUCCAGCGUCUCCAGCAUUGCCACAAGCGCGCCGUCAGCCAGUCUGCCACAAAGCCAAGGUGGCAGUGGCCUAGGCUUUGCUGCUGGAUUUGCUGCAGGAGCAGCGGCUGCAAGUGCUGCCAGUGGCGACUCACAAGGCGGUGCGACUUCUUUCUCUUCUUGGAUCCUGCUUUUGGCACAGAGUCUUUUCGAUGUCAGCACAGACGAUGUUGUGAGUCGACUCAAGCUGCUUGUGCCUUAUCGAGGCCAAGACAGAUCCACAGCAGAGGAACUUCGAACACGUCCAGACUUUUAUGGUCCUUUCUGGGUUGCCACCACGGCAGUUCUCUUCCUCGCAGCCACUGGAAAUUUUGCCAGGCUCAUCGAGUCAACGCACCCGAGCCAUUUCAAGGCAGACUACAGCUUGGUGCCCUUGGCUGCCACUCUUGUCUAUGGGGGCCUGAUUGCGGUACCCCUCCUGGCACGCGUGUCGGUAUUCUUCACGGACGAAGAGGUCUCGAACAUUGACUUCAAGCACAUAAUUUGCGUCUAUGGGUAUGGUUUGGCGCCUGCAAUACCUGUGUCCAUACUGUGCAUCAUUCCCGUUGGGUUCCUUCGAUGGCUUUUUGUGCUUGCAGGUAUGGGACUCUCGCUGUACUUUCUGAAGGGAAACCUGCUGGCCGAAAUUUCUGUGAAGGUGCGGUGGCUGCAGCUCACCUUGAUAGCAGCUCCCAUCAUUCUGCAGGUGCUUGUGUUCUUUGUCUACCGAGUGCGGUUCUUCGCCGGAGAUAGAGACUGAAUUCCCAGCCGGAAUCUGCGUGGAAAAGGA
Molecule: messenger RNA, 1135 nt
Organism: Cladocopium goreaui
Lineage: Eukaryota; Dinophyceae; Suessiales; Symbiodiniaceae
Source: the annotation of a GenBank genome assembly